ACUAUAACCUCGCGCCGAAGUUACGCAGUCCGCUAAAGUUUUCAUCUAAGCGUCCGAUGAAUGAUCGUUUGUAAGUAAAAUGUCCCCCCGUGGACUGUUGUUGCGUGUGCACUUCGCCGGUGCGCUGCUACCUGCUGCUAACCGUUGGUCAUCCGAAGGGCCAUGCCGCGUUCAACGACCGCCCGGAAUGUUGUAGUGACAUUAGAGUGCACAUGAACCACUCUUAAGGAAAAGCCCGAGAACGUGGCCGUUUUUCCUAGAUUAUAACGAGGUUGCCAAUUAUGUUACAAAUUGAAUCCAUUAUAUUAUUGUGUACAAUGAUUGCAUUAACUACAAAUGAUUUACCUAAAAUUCUCGUUUCACUGACCGAUUGCAAUACGGGAAUACCCGCCAUGGUGAAGGCAGCAUAGCGUCUCUUGACCGGACAACCAAUCACGGUGCACUACACUCCCUUAGCCCCGCCCCCAGCCAAGCCCCCUGCGCCAUAACUGGGCGGCGCCAGAGCAAUGAGGUAAUCGGCGUAAACAGUAAAGAUGGCGACUUUUGUAGUCGAAGAGGGGCAACAAAGUCUAAAUGGGAUUAUUUCCGACACGCAAACAAAAAAACUGACCGACCUGCCGACCGAGUUGCUCGAACACAUCCUGUGCUUCCCUGUCCUCAAACAUGACGACGUUUGUAACGUGUCCUGUUGCUGCAAGCGGCUACACGACGUGUGCCACGGAAGGGGGAAGGUCUGGGGACACCAGUACAAACUGAGAUGGCCGAGACUGCAGAUGUUUUACCGUCAGAACGAGUGCUGUGACUGGCUCAGAGAAUACAAAACGCGCCACCGGGUCGGUAUACAAAUACGAAGGACCGUGGAAUCGAUCUCAAGGAGAUUCUUCACAGAAGUCCCUUGCGUUGGCCAGGUGCUGGGUGACAGCUUUGCAGAGAUCGAGUCGCUCGGCAUGCCGGAGCACUUCUGUGAAGACGAGCUGCUCUUCAUACUCCACUCUGAGAAGAGGAAAAGCUUGACCCUGAAGUACUAUGCAAAGAAGAUCCUUUACUUCCUGAGGCAACAGAACAUCCUGAGGAGUUUGAAGACCUUCAUGGAGCAGCCCGCAGAUCAGCAGUCAUCUUUGGAGGGCGCCGUCCUGGUUGAUCAGUAUUGUAACCCCCUUGCUGAUGUAACACUGAACAGCGUAUCAGCCCAGCUGGAUGAGAUCGCCGAGAAGGUGAAGAAGAUGCUGAGGAUCAAGAACCCCUCUCACCCCAGUCUGCGCAUCGCUCAAGGAGACUGUUCCGUCGUGCAGGACUUUGAGCUGCAGAGGCAGGUGGUGUGCGCCCUAAACUCGGUCCUGUAUGAGCAGCUUCAAUACAAAGGCAACGAGUUUGACUACUACAACCCUCUGAACUCUUACAUCCACCAGGUGCUACUACGCCGUACAGGCAUCCCCAUAAGCCUCUCGGUCCUCUACAUCAAUUUAACCCGAAAGCUUGGGGUUCAGCUGGAACCCGUCAACUUUCCAAAUCACUUCCUGCUGCGCUGGUGCCAAAAACCAAAAGGGAGUGAGGACAUCUAUGACUUUGUGUACAUUGAUGCCUUCGGUAAAGGCAAACAGCUGACGGCCAAAGAGUGCGAGUACCUCAUCGGCCACCAGGUGACGGCAGAUUACUACAGUGCCAUCAGCACCACCGAGGUGCUGCUCAGGAUGGUGGGAAACCUGCUUAACAUCGGCAAACGAGGCGAGGGCAAUGAGAAAUCCUACCAGCUGCUGAGAGACUCCCUGGACCUCUACCUAACCAUAAACCCAGAUAAUGUGCAGUACCUGCUGCUGCAGGCGCGCCUCUACUUCCAUCUGGGCAUCUGGCCAGAAAAGGUGCUUGACAUCCUGCAGCACAUCCAGGCGCUGGACCCCUCCCAGCACGGGGCGGUGGGUUACCUGGUGCAGCACACGCUGGAGCACAUCCAGCACAAGAAGCACCCGGCCACGCCCGAGGUGAAGAAGCGCAGCGCGCCGGAGCACCUGGAGGUCCAGUAUUCCGUGGGCCUCAUCAUGAAACACAAGAGGUCCGGAUACAACUGCGUGAUCUACGGCUGGGACCCAAAGUGCACCAUGAGCCAGGAGUGGAUCACCACCAUGAGGGUCCACCAGCUGUCCAACGGCGCCAACCAGCCUUUCUACAACGUCCUCGUGCAGGACGGCACGUGCCGCUACGCAGCACAAGAGAACCUGGAGCCGCACGCGGCGCCCCUGGAGAUCGGCCACCCGGAGGUGGGGCGUUACUUCUCCGAGUUCGCCAACACCUACUACUUCGCCAACGAGGAGCUGCAGACGCGAUACCCGGAGGACGUCGUGGAAACCCUGGGCGCCGUGCAGGAGCUGUACACGAGCCCGGGCCAAAGCCGCCCGCGGGCCGCCGCGCCCGUGUAGCCGCGACCCAUCGCCCCGGGCGCCCACCCAUCCUCGAUUCACGGGGUCCACGAUAACGGGACGUGUGCAGCGCAGCGGUACCAGUUUGAAGCGUUAAAAAAACAAAGGCUUAAAAGGAGAGGCUCCUGUCCGCCUCCGAAAGAGACAAAAAAUACAAAAUAAAAAAAGCUGGGAACAUGCAGCCCAGAAUUGUUACGGUUUCGAUGCACACGUCCGUUGCAACAACAAAGACUCAAAUCCAGUCCGGCCUGGAAAAAUGCAAAAAAUGAUGUGGACGAGUAAAUUCAGGAUGGGUACCUACGUGUUGUACAUCUCCCCUUUUACCUAAAACCACGGAAUGCUCCUUUUUAGCCAGAGCUCCCCAACCCUCGACCCCGACUGCCCAGCUCCCAACACCAGUGAAAUAAGCCCCCAGCAUAUAACACCCCCCCCCCGACCCCCCCCCCACAGUUAAAGACUGUACAGAAGAAACUUUGUAAAUCGACUUCUACUUUUAUUCCCCCAGCGUUUUCCUCACGUUUAAUGCACUUACAAAAGUUAAACUUUCUCAUUUAUGGAUGAUCUUGUUUGUUUUUUUUCUCCUGCGUAUCUACAAGUGAAACGUGUGCUGGCUCAUCGCUGCGUCGCUGAGCCGUUAAUGGAGCAACAAAAGAAGAACCCAAUAACUUAAAAACAGAAAUGACUCGCGCGUUUGAGGAAGUUACCAAAAACAAAUAAAGCGUCUCAACUUUUAAA
Molecule: messenger RNA, 3149 nt
Organism: Pungitius pungitius (ninespine stickleback)
Lineage: Eukaryota; Metazoa; Chordata; Actinopteri; Perciformes; Gasterosteidae
Gene: fbxo21
Product: F-box protein 21
Exons: 12
Coding region: 534-2414 (626 amino acids)
Molecular function (GO): protein binding; DNA binding
Source: RefSeq, a predicted model, not a curated record